Messenger RNA from Prorocentrum cordatum, 769 nucleotides. NCBI's taxonomy places the organism in Eukaryota, Dinophyceae, Prorocentrales, Prorocentraceae. The record is from the annotation of a GenBank genome assembly.
GGCUCGAAGGCCCUGGGCCUGCCUGGCACGCGUGCACGCACGUCGGGGUGACGCCGGCGGGCCUCCGGUGAGCCCCGCGCGCGGCGCCGCGCGGAGGCGCUGCGCGGAGGCGCCGCGCCGCUCGCGCGGCCCGUCGCCCGCGCGCCGCAGCCCGCGGCGCACCGCGGCCCGCGCGCGGCCCUCAGGGCCCGAGCGGGGGAGGGCGGCGCUCGCGCUGGCGGCGCACGCCUUCUUGUUGCCCCCGUGGAAAUGGACCGCCCACUGCAGCGCCGCCGCCGGCGGGCGCAGCGCCCGCGCCGCGCACCAGCGAUCUGCCUGGUCCGCCCACUGCUGGGAAAUUCUGUUGCCCCACAGCUCCCAGGAGGGAAGGGGGGAAGGAGGAGGGGAAGAGGGGAAGAGUGGGGGAGGGAGGGAGAGAGGGAAGCAGGGAGGCAGGGAGGGAGGGAGAAGGGAGGGAGGGAGGGAGGAAGGGAAACGCGAGUUGCAGGAGGGAAGGAGGCAAGAGGAAAGAGGGAAGAGGGAAGAAGACUCCCACCAUCCCCACUGACCUUCAGGAAUGACGCUCACCGGGGACCAUCAGCAGAGGACGCUGUGCGGUGACGUUCAGCACGCUUCCCCCGAAGGCGCCGACGCAUCACCCAGGUGCAUGCCGCAGCUCAAGCAAGGGCGGCUACGUGGCAGCCAUGGAUGCUUACAUACGGCCGGCCCUGGAAGCCCUGGAUCAAAAAAUGCGAAUAUCCCGCUUUAUGUUCCGCCGCGAGAAACAUUC